AUGUAUCAACAAUCCGAGAUCGCCGGCGAUUUGCGCAUUUUAACUUCCAACUCUCCCAUCGAGCGCGAGUCGAAAUUUUGGAUGAGUGGUCUAAACGAAGAGCUCAUUGAGGAACGUUUGAGCGAUUCUAAUUCGACAAGGGAAAUUUGUGUCGCACUCGAUGGAGGCGGGAUCAAAGGAGCCGCCGAGAUUAUGGCUCUUCGAGAAUUGUCUCUCCGCCUUUCAUCAACUUCUCCAUCAAUCACUUCACUCUUCAAAUCAUUCGAUUGGAUUGGCGGAACGAGUGUUGGUGCGGUCAUUGCUGCUUUUUCAGCUCCACGCCAUCAUGAAAAUGAAGACGUCAAAAGCAUACAACUACCGACACUUCAUUUAAACGUGACGGGCGUGGGGAUCUUCCCGAAAAUGCUGCGGAAACUCUUCCAACUUAAAAAUGAAACCGUUCAACCGAUUUUCGUUUUGGAUGAUUGCUUGUUAAAGCCAUCUCUACCCGAUUAUGACAUUUAUGUGGGUACGAUUUUUCUUCCAUUGCUUUUCAUGUUCUUUUCCCAGAUUUUGCUUGCAUUUUUGCCAAAACGAGUGAUCUUAUUCUGCUUCUUGCCCUAUAUGUUUCCCCGAAAAGCCCGUGCUCGUGUGAUUUGGCUCUACAACUUGUGUUUGAAACAUCGUUUGACUGCUCGUGAAGAGGCUCGACGACGCAUUGCUUUCUUUGUCAAAUGGCGAAAAGAACGAAAAGGAGAGAAAGAUGAGGACGAUGAUGAUUUGUGCUUCUGUUUCGCUAAAAACUCAUUGAUACGCCGCGUGAUCGUCAACAAUUUGUACAGGCCAUUUGAGUGUUUCUUAUGUAAGACAUAUCUUCGCGCGUGGCAAACACACAAAUGUGAACAAUGCCCUGCCACAUAUUGCAAAUUGUGUUGGAAAGAGCCGACGGAGAAAUGCUACGCUUGUCAGGUGGAACACCAAGAAGCUGCGAUCUACCCUACG
Messenger RNA from Mesorhabditis belari, 981 nucleotides. The record is from the annotation of a GenBank genome assembly. Lineage: Eukaryota; Metazoa; Nematoda; Chromadorea; Rhabditida; Rhabditidae.